Molecule: messenger RNA, 954 nt
Organism: Symbiodinium necroappetens
Lineage: Eukaryota; Dinophyceae; Suessiales; Symbiodiniaceae
Source: the annotation of a GenBank genome assembly
AUGCUGCAUGACACUUGCUUAUCUAUGUCCAAUGCCGCUGCCAUUUUUAGCUCAAGCUUUGAGAUAGCAUUUGCAUCGGAAGAGAACAGAGAAAAGGAGGUUGAAGAGAUGAGCAAAAAAGAAUCUCAGAAAGAGAUUGAGGAGACCGAGGAGGUUGCGGUCGAAGAGAAGGAGAAAGAAAAAGAGAGCAGAAGCGCCGCAGCUGCAGCAAGCAGCGAUGUGAGUAUGACUCCGCAGGAGAAGCAGAUGGAAGACAAGAAGAAAUAUCUUGCGGAGAGGAAAGAGACAGCCAAAGAGAGAAGGAGAAGAGUUUUGAAUGAGAUGAUCUUUGGCAAAGAGAAAGAAGAGAAGCAAGGAGAAAAGAGGAAGAGAGGAGCUGAGGCAGAAGAACGCUAUGAUAAUGAAUCCGAAGAGAGUUCGGAGGAAGCGGAUGAUAACGAAGAAGAAGGUGGAUUGGAUAGGGAGACGAUGCUGCUUGGGUAUACCGAGCGAUUGAAAGAAAUCAUCCGAUCCAGUGCGAAGAGCAUAUCCGCGGUCAAUUUCUUGAAUGAGUUGUUGGAAAAGGCGGAGAAAGAGAUGUACCCAAUCGAAAAGAUCACGGAAAGGGUGCAAGCGUUGAACCUCGAGCGCGAGGAUAAGCCAUCAGAAGAGGAAAAAGAAAAGAAAGCUGAUGCCGAUAAAUACUUCCAGAAGAUAGGCGAAAUUGACAACAAGAUGGAGGAGAUUCGCCCAGCGUACAAGAAGGCCCUAACGGACUAUGUGGAAAAGCGCUCAGAGACGGAUCUGAAGAAUGCGGAAAAGAAGCUUAAGGAGUUGCAAAAGAAGUUGGAUGAGGAGAAGCAGAAAGAGAAAAAGGGGCCAAAGGGAGAGUCCAUGAAGGCCCUGAUAGAUCAGCGAGCGGAGGCCCAACGCGGUUUGAACAAACAGAAGAAAGCCAAUGGCGUUUUACAGUAA